AUUGAUAAUUCUGAUUGUCAAGUUUUAGCUUCGGCUCAGAAUAAUGACAUAGAUAAUGUUAUUAUUCUGAGAAUAAAAUUGAAUUGUAUUAAUUUGAAAACAAUAUUAAAUAUGCGGAUGUUGCUAAACAAUAGCGGAAGAUUUAGAAAUAAUUUAUUUGUAUACAAAUGUAUGAGUUCCGUGCCAAUACCCGAUCUUCAUAUUCUAAAUGAAAAGUGUGUGGUAAAACUAGAUUUCCUGUAUCCGCUUCGUAAGCCGGCGCCACCCCCACCGUCAAACGAGAGACAAUGUUCACUCGCGGGGCAACCCAAAGAAGUGCCGACCGCUUUUUCAAACCUGAGAAAUGACAUCUUAGAUAAAUGGAAUCAGAAGCCCGAGAAGGACAAAUACAAGGAGAUGGUGAAACACACAUUCACUUAUUAACUAAAAAAAUGUAAAAUGUAUCGUCAGUUUUGUUUUUAAAUAAAAUGCCG
This is a messenger RNA of Amyelois transitella, 473 nucleotides long. RefSeq lists its product as uncharacterized. Lineage: Eukaryota; Metazoa; Arthropoda; Insecta; Lepidoptera; Pyralidae. The transcript is spliced from 4 exons. The record is from RefSeq and is a predicted model, not a curated record. Bases 112 to 423 code for a protein of 103 amino acids.